GCGCCGCUCGGAGAGGAUCCGAGUAGAUCGGCAGCGCGAGAGCAGCCCCUUGGAGUGUGUGAACGGAGUGUGUGAGCGGAGUGUGUGCAUGUUCUCCACCCGGGACCUCUGGCAGGACUCCUCCCAGACAGCAUGGAAGAUCCCCAAUGACUGAUUGUCCUAACUGGUGGGGUGCACCUGGAAGAGCAGGCUGACCAGGAAACGCAACCAACAUGGCUGCCCACCGAAUUAGGGUGACAAAUAAUAACAAUGUGCUCCCUCGCUGCAAGUCGGAGGGGACGCUCAUGGACCUCAGCGAGGGACUAUCCGAGGCUAGCCUCACAGAUGUCAAAGUGCCUUCUCCUAGUGCCUUAAGACUGGAUACUACAGCCUCCUUUGGGAAUGCCAGGGAAGUUGUUGCCAUCAAAGACUACUGUCCUUCAAGUUUUACCACCUUGAAGUUCUCCAAGGGGGACCAUCUCUACGUGCUGGACACGUCGGGUGGAGAAUGGUGGUACGCCCACAAUAACAAGGAGAUGGGUUAUAUCCCUGCAGCAUAUGUCCAACCAGUCAGCUACCGGAACUCUUGUCUCAGCGAUAGUGGGAUGGUCGACAAUCUUGGGGAAUGCUCUGAAGAGGGGGCUGGAGAGUUGGACCUCCUUGGGGACUGGAACGGAGUCACCCUGAGGCCUAACUUACCCAGCAGCAACAACCCUUUCACCACCCGCCGCUCCACUAAUCCCUUCCUCACUGGUGCUACGCAGGACACGCUUGACCAGAACAGCAACGAGAAGGUUGCACGCAAUACUGUGGAUCUACUACUUUUUGACACACUGGCACCCUCUGUCUCCAGUCCUUCCAUAAACAAUGGUGCCGCCAUCAACGGCUUUGGCAGCAGUGUUUUUGACCUGACGCCUGUUAACUCCAGCCAAGAUGUCAUGCAGAACUUGCGCAGGGAAAAUCCAUUCUUCAGGAGUAAGCGAUCCUAUAGUCUCUCAGAGCUGUCCAUCCUGCAGGCCCAGACAAGUGCUCCAGAUGCAUCUUCUAGCUUUUUCACCGGUUUAAAAUCUCCAACUCCAGAGCAGUUUCAGAGCAGGGAGGACUUCAGGACUGCAUGGCUCAACCACAGGAAGCUAGCUAGAUCAUGCCAUGACCUUGACUCCCUUGGGCAAAAUCCAGGCUGGGGCCAGACUCAGCCAGUGGAGACAAACAUUGUGUGCAAACUGGACAGCUCUGGUGGGGCUGUACAGCUGCCGGACACCAGCAUCAGUAUUCAUAUCCCUGAGGGACACGUGGCUCCAGGGGACACCCAGCAGAUCUCGCUGAAAGCCUUGCUUGAUCCACCUCUGGAGCUCAACAAUGACAGGUGUUCCACAGUGAGUCCAGUGGUGGAGAUCAAGCUGAGCAACAUGGAGGUGAAGACAUUCAUUACUCUGGAGCUGAAGGUUUCUGUCGUGGUGAAAAAGGACAGUAGGCAGAUAGCGGAAGUCGUGUGCGUCCGUAGUGACUGUAAGGAGGGUCCUUAUGCCCCUACUCCACAGGCGUAUAUGUACGGGGACACUGUUCAAGUCCGACUGGACAACCUGGAACCCUGCAUGUACGUAGCUGUGGUGGUGCAAGCCCAGAACAUCUCCCUCAAUCUGACAGUCUGGGACCACGUUGUGAAGAAGGUCACCCUGGGUGUCUAUGGACCCAAGCAUAUCCAUCCCUCCUUCAAGGCUGUAGUUGCCAUUUUUGGGCAUGACUGUGCUCCCAAGACCCUUUUGGUCAGUGAGGUGGGGAAGCAGGUCCACACCGCACCUCCAGUAGCCCUACAGCUCUGGGGAAAACAUCAGUUUGUCCUGGCCAAGCCGCAAGACCUGCAGGUCGGCGUCUAUUCCAACAUGUCAAACUAUGAGGUCAAGGUCAGCGAGCAGGCCCGCAUCGUCCGAGGCUUCCAGCUCAAGCUCGGCAAGGUGAGCCGCCUCAUUUAUAUGAUCACUUCACGCAGCGAGGACAUCUCAGACUUCACGCUGCGGGUCCAGGUGAAAGACUUCCAGGACUGCAUCCUGGGUCAGUUCUGUGUCCAGACACCGCAGCCUCCUCCCAAAACCGGAGUGAGGACAACGGGCCAGCGGAGAUUCCUGAAAAAGAAAGAAGUGGGUAAGAUCAUCCUGUCUCCUCUGGCCAUCACCACCAAAUACCCUGCCUUUCAGGAGCGCUGUGUCACCAACUUGAAGUUUGGCAAAUUGCUCAAAACGGUGAUCAGGCAAAAUAAGAACCAGUACCUUCUGGAAUAUAAGAAGGGGGACAUGAUUGCACUGCUGAGUGAAGAGAAGGUAAAGCUGAAAGGACAACUGUGGACCAAAGAGUGGUAUAUUGGGUAUUACCAGGGCAAAACUGGCCUUGUCCACGCAAAAAACGUGCUUAUCGUGGGCAAGGUCAAGCCAAUUUAUUUCUGUGGCCCAGACCUCACCACCACCAUGCUGCUGGAUCAAAUCCUAAAGCCUUGCAAGUUCCUCACCUACAUCUACGCCUCGGUGAGGACAACGCUAAUGGAGAACAUCGGGAACUGGAGGGCAUUCGCCGACGCCCUAGGCUACAACAACUUGCCUUUGACGUACUUCUGCCGGGGUGAGCUGGACAGCGAGCCGGAGAGGGUGGCCUGCGUCCUCGAGAGGCUGAAGGAGGACUGCAACAACACAGAGAGCAAAGAGAAGAAGUCCUUCCAGAAGGAGCUCAUGACAGCGCUGCUGAAGAUGGACUGCCAGGGUCUCGUGGCUCGGCUUGUGAUGGACUUCGCCCUGCUGACCACAGCUGUGGAGCUGGCUGGCCGCUGGAGGGAGCUGGCUGAGAAGUUGGCCCGCGUUUCCCGGCAGCAGAUGGACGCGUACGAAGCGCCGCACCGCGACAAGAACGGAGUGUUGGACAGCGAGGCCAUGUGGAAGCCGGCCUACGACUUCUUGCUGACGUGGGCGGCCCAGAUCGGGGACAGCUACAGGGACGUGAUCCAGGAGCUGCACCUGGGGCUGGACAAGAUGAAGAACCCCAUCACCAAGCGCUGGAAGCACCUGACGGGCACGCUUAUCCUAGUCAACUGUCUGGACACGCUGCGGAGCUCCGCCUUUAGCCCUGCCCCCCACAAUGACUUUGCCAUCUGAAGCCCCACCCCCUUGCGGGUGAUUAUGCCAUUUUAGCCUCCCUUCCUUCACUUGUUUUUCACCCCAAAUCCAUCCCAAGCUGCCAGUGGACUUGCCUGUGGUCACAGGUACUUGUGUUUCCAUUGCAGCCAAAUCACGCAUGUCAUCACAGUAUUGUUGUAUCUAAAGGAUAUUUUUCUUGCCGUUCUUCACAAUAUAUAUUUUUUUACUCUUAAAAUGGCACAGCAGCAAUUUUGUAGAAGCGUUUUGACACUUUAUAACACUGAUAUCACUGACUGAAUGGUAAUUGCAAAAAAACUUAGAAUUCAACAGAACACUUCAUGUAGUCCUGUCGCGUGUCUUAGGAGGUAAAGAUAUGUGUAUAUUUGUAAGCAUUAAAAAUCCUGUUGCCAA
Molecule: messenger RNA, 3512 nt
Organism: Scleropages formosus (Asian bonytongue)
Lineage: Eukaryota; Metazoa; Chordata; Actinopteri; Osteoglossiformes; Osteoglossidae
Gene: sh3bp4a
Product: SH3-domain binding protein 4a
Exons: 5
Coding region: 213-3119 (968 amino acids)
Cellular component (GO): cytoplasm
Molecular function (GO): protein binding
Source: RefSeq, a predicted model, not a curated record